Arvicola amphibius (Eurasian water vole) is the source of this 3356-nucleotide messenger RNA. RefSeq names its product radial spoke head component 4A (gene Rsph4a). Gene Ontology annotation, cellular component: axoneme; radial spoke. Gene Ontology annotation, biological process: cilium assembly; cilium movement involved in cell motility; axoneme assembly. Bases 104 to 2257 code for a protein of 717 amino acids. The transcript has 6 exons. Lineage: Eukaryota; Metazoa; Chordata; Mammalia; Rodentia; Cricetidae. The record is from RefSeq and is a predicted model, not a curated record.
CAGCCUGUAGGACUGAUCACUUGGAGAACUUAGCAAAGCUCUGUAUUGCUUCCUUCCAUAACUUCAUUCUCCCUUCAGCCAGAUUUUUUUUUUCUUGACUCCUAUGGAAAACUCCACUUUAAAGCAAGAAGAAGAAAACCAAGAGCCGGAGGAAACAGAGAAGCCAUGGGAAGGAGCGGCAGCAGCUUCUCCCCUGGAUCCUGGUCCCCUGUCACCUGGGUACCUGGAAAAGGAGCAAAGGUCAGACACUGAAACCCAAGGCACAAUGAGCCCCUCUUGGGGCCGCCAAUCUAGAGCCAGCCUGUCUCUGGGAGACCUCAUGGGACCAGGAGUGCCAUCCUCCCCUCCUCGGCUUCCACUGGAGUCUCACAUCAGUCCUCCUCCGACUGUAUCUACCCAGGACCCUGUGGCUUCAUCACAGGCAGAGAAGAUUCCCUGUAGGAUUCCUGGCACUGCGACCCCACCUCAUUCUGAUCCUUGGGAACCAUAUUCUGCUGCAAGACAAUUAUCUUCUUACUGCACAAGCCAAACAGAGGAAAGCGCCUCUGCACCCUCUCAGCCACCCCAGUUUGACUUGUGUAGGCCAGGGGGUGCCAGCCAUAAAAAGCCCAAGCCCAAAGGGCUGAGAUUCCACCUUUUACAGGAAGAAGACUCAAACAGUAACUGUGAUCCAGACCAACCUGAGUUUGAGGCAGCUAAUGAAACAGCUCCCAGUAUGCUUGAAGUGGCCACUCAAAAUGCAAAGGCAUACCUACUGAGCACCAGCAGCAAGUCUGGUUUAAAUCUAUAUGAUCAUCUUUCUAAUGUGUUGACCAUGAUCUUAGAUGAGCGUCCUGCAGAUGCUGUUGACAUCAUUGAAAAUAUAAGCAAAGAUGUGAAAAUGACAAAUUUUAAUAAAAAGUUAGAUACACUCCACAAUGAAAAUGAGAUGCUUCCAGCAUAUGAAAUAGCAGAGAAGCAAAAGGCUCUUUUUCUCCAGGGACCAUUGGAAGGAGCUGAUCCAGAACUGGAGGAGGAAAUUGCAGAAAGCUCUUUGCCCAAUGUGAUGGAGUCAGCGUACUAUUUUGAACAAGCUGGAGUUGGUUUGGGGACAGAUGAGACUUAUCGGGUGUUUCUUGCCCUCAAGCAACUUACUGAAACACACCCAAUCCAAAGAUGCCGCUUCUGGGGCAAGAUCUUGGGUCUGGAAAUGAAUUAUAUCAUUGCUGAAGUAGAAUUACGUGAAGGGGAAGAUGAAGAGGAGGUGGAAGAGGAAGGUGUAGCUGAAGAAAGGGACGAUGUAGAAAGUGAAGCCGGUGAAGGCGAGGAGGACGAAUUACCGAAGUCCUUGUAUAAGGCCCCACAGGCGAUAGCCAAGGAAGAAAACAGAACAGGUACCAACAAGUACAUCUAUUUUGUUUGCAAUGAACCUGGAAGGCCAUGGGUGAAGUUACCAUCAGUUACGCCUGCUCAAAUUGUUACCGCAAGAAAAAUCAAGAAAUUUUUCACUGGGCGACUAGAUGCAGCCAUCAUAAGCUACCCACCCUUCCCAGGAAAUGAAAGCAAUUACUUAAGAGCACAAAUUGCCCGCAUUUCAGCAGGGACCCAUGUCAGCCCUCUAGGAUUCUAUCAGUUUGGUGAAGAGGAAGGAGAAGAAGAAGAAGAGGUAGAAGGUGGUCGAGACAGCUAUGAGGAAAACCCUGAUUUUGAAGGCAUCCAAGUGAUUGACCUGGUGGAAUCUCUAUCCAAUUGGGUUCAUCAUGUGCAGUACAUUCUUCCUCAGGGUCGCUGUACUUGGUUCAAUCCUAUACAAAAGAAUGAGGAAGAGGAAGAAGAAGAUGAAGAAAAAGAAGACAAAGGAGAAGAGCCUGACUAUAUAGAACAGGAAGUGGGGCCUCCUCUUUUGACACCAAUCUCUGAAGAUUUAGAUAUUCAGAAUAUACCCUCUUGGACAACACGGCUGUCCUCAAAUCUCAUUCCACAGUAUGCUAUUGCUGUCCUUAGAUCCAAUCUUUGGCCUGGAGCAUAUGCCUUUUCCAAUGGCAAGAAGUUUGAAAACAUCUACAUAGGCUGGGGUCAUAAGUAUAGUGUGGAGAAUUACACACCCCCAGGCCUGCCACCAGUCUACCAAGAAUACCCCAGUGGACCGGAAAUUACAGAAAUGGACGAUCCCAGUGUGGGUGAGGAAGAGGCUUCCAGGGCCACGCAGGAGGCCACUGUACUUUCAGCUGAGGAGAAUGAAGAAACUGACGAUGAAGACGAUGACAAUGAUGACUAACACGAAAUUAGCCCAGUCUGAUGUGGCACCAACACACACACAUCUUUUACGGGGACUCAUUUUAUAUACAUACAUAUAUUUUGAAAAUACAUAUAUGUGUAUGUUGGACAUGAUGGUACAAAAUAUCAUUCCUUUAAAGUUAUCAAGUGAGGGAUGGGGGUGCAGGGAGAAAAGUGGCUCAGUGGUUAAUAAAUAUUUUGCCCUUGCUGAGGACAGUUCCCAACACCCAAGUCAGGUGGCUAAAAGUCUAGCCCCAGUGUCCUUUCCUGCCCUCCACAGCAGCUGCCUGUGUGCAUGAGUAACGUGUGCUAACACACAUAUAGUUAAUCUUUAAAAAAUGUUUUAAAAACUAGGUAUGCUGAAACACACCUUUAAUCCCAGCACUUGGGAGGCAGAGGCAGUAGGAUCUCUUUAAAUCCAAGACCACCCUGGUUAACUUAGCAAGUCCCAGGACAGACAGUGCUACAUGGGGAGACCAUGUAUUGAAAAUAACGAACCUUGAAAAAAUAUAUCAAAUUUGAGACUGCAUAUAAACAGCUGCUUGACAGGAAGUUGCCCAGUAGAUUUUCCAGCUCAUAUGAGCACAUCACUGUUUUAAUAGCUACAACUCAGGUAAUUAACACUUAAGUAAUCCUGAUUGGGAAAGAUCUCUCUAAAAGUUUUUCACUAUGUAUCUCUGGUUGUCUUGCAAUUCAUGCUGUAGACCAGGAUGACCUCAAACUCACAGAAAUCUGUCUGCCUCUUCCUCCCAAGUGCUGGGAUUAAAUUGUGUACCACAAUGCUCAAAUUUAAUUUCAAAUACAGCAAGUAUUAAAAGUUAUAAUUCACAAUGCUUCUUGGAAGUGCCUAGAUUUUGAGUGUCAAGGCAUAUGGAAUUUAAAGCAUUAAUAACCAGGGACUGGAGAGGUGGCUCGGUGGUUAAGAGCACUUAUACUUGUUGCUGUUGCAGAGGACCUGUGUUUGGUUCCCAGAACUCACACUGGGCAGCUAAACAACUACCUGUUAAUUCCAGUUCUGUCAGAUUCGAGACUUCUAGCUUCCAAAGGCUACACACAAGUACAAACACACCCACAAAUAAAAAUAAAUCUUUACAAAAUUA